Thelazia callipaeda (thelaziosis nematode) is the source of this 2373-nucleotide messenger RNA. NCBI's taxonomy places the organism in Eukaryota, Metazoa, Nematoda, Chromadorea, Rhabditida, Thelaziidae. The record is from the annotation of a GenBank genome assembly.
AUGGCAAAUUUUGAAACAUUUUCUAAACGUAAACUAGCGAAACUUGAACGUCUGACAAGUGUUCGGAAACGAGAAUGGCUGCAGUCUGGUAAAGAUCAUGGAUUUGUAAGAUUAUAUGCUCCAGUUGGAACUCGUUCUUUGGUAUAUCCGGUAACACUUGCAACAACCGCUCAAGAUAUUUGCUCUGUUUUGGGCUUUGAAAGUAUUUAUCUUCAAAUUGGUGGGUCCAGAAUAAGAAGUUUGGCAACAGGAGAGCGACCUCUUCACAUACAAAAUGAAAUUCUGUCAAAUAUCGGACGAGAAACAAAAGCAGAAUGUAUGAAUGCUGGCGAUGCAACACAUUUGACGCAUAUUUUUUGCUUUUUUAUAGGUCGUCCUGAACAAGCAACCGAUGGGAGAGCGUCAAGAGAAAUAUUAUUAGCAUGGUGUGAUGUGCGCAAAGGUAGAUUAUUGCACAAAUGGAGCAAACGCCGUUGUACGCUUUAUAAUGGAACAAUUAGAAUUGAAUAUGAAAAUGCCGAUGACGAGAUUCUAUUGCUAAGUCGAUACCGUACAGAUGUGGCAGAAGGAAGUCGUGGGAAGUAUUUACGACUUACAGAUUCUUCUAACAUUUAUUGUUUACAUUUUGAUGCAAUCGGUGAAAUGAAUUUGUGGUUUUCUCGUUUGUUACAAACUCAGAUAGCACCAAGUUGCGACUUAAGUGAUCAUCGCCUGUUGCUACUACCGGAUGAACUAUUUUCAGUAAAUGUGAAUCGACAGGUUUCCACGUUGAAUUUACGUAGAAAUUCGUUACAAUUUCGUCCCAAAAAUCAGAUUCGAAGUUCACUGCUUGGUUGGCUUGAUGAUUUGGGACGACUGCAUGCUCUACGCUCAUUGAAUAUUGCUGAUAACUCACUUUAUCACUUUCCAAAUGCUGUUACAUGUCUUAAAAAUCUUACCGAACUUAUACUUUCUGGUAAUCGAAUUACUUCAGUUCCAUUACAAAUGGGAGAGUUAACUAACUUAACAUCAUUAAAUUUGAGCAAUAAUUGGCUAAAAACAAUACCAAACGAACUUUCGCGCUGCCUAUUACUAUCAAAAUUGGAUUUAAGCUUCAAUCGCUUUGAUCAAAUUCCUGAUGUCUUCUUAACUCUCAAACGAGUUUCACAUCUUGAAAUGGCUGGUAACAACAUCACUUCUUCAGCACUGCAAUCACUGCCGUGCAUUCACGUACAGAAAAUUGACUUGCGUCGAAAUAAUUUAAUACGAGCAGUACAACUAACAUCAUUCAUCUGCUGCGUUUUAACAGAGUUGGAUAUUCGUGACAACGUAAAUUUAUCUGAAUUGGAUCUGACUAAUUUAGCAACCGUACAGGUCGGUACUUAUAUGGCAGACGUGUUGAAAACAAUACAUUGUGAAAGGCUACAACUGACAAAUCUGCAAGUGAACGGAACAAAUUUGAGAUAUUUAUAUGCCGAUCAUAAUGAUUUAUCGCAAGCAAUCAUAAUGCCAGUACCUGUGCAACUAAUAGUAUUUUCCAUCGCUCACAAUCAUUUUUCUUCGCUUCCAGAAUGGCUCACUGAUUUACCGCAAAUUGAAACGAUUUCUGCUCAUCACAAUUUGAUCACAUAUUUGCCACAAAGAAUUUUUAUGAAUGUUAGCAAGUUAAAAAACUUAUACUUACAUCACAAUCAAAUUGAACGCUUACCUGAAGUAAUCGAAAACUGCUCUUUGGAAAUUUUAUCACUGUACAGUAAUCGGAUUGAUGAGUUACCCAAUCAGUUGCUAAGAGCAGCACAUAAGUUGAAAAACUUGAAUGUUUCUUAUAAUCGAUUAAAAAAAUUACCGCCAGCAAACACUAUGCUUGAUCUCAACAGAUUGCAAAUUCUUCGAGCUGCUAGUAAUCUCCUAGACGAAACUGUUAUUAGCGUUGUAGUAAACUGCCGACGUUUAAGGAUUCUGGAUCUUUCGUAUAAUCAAUUAAAAUUCUUUGAUGAUAGUUGUUUACGUCGCUUAAUAGCACUAGAAGAAGUAAAUUUAGCAGCAAAUUGCUUAAUCUCGAUCUCAGCCACAUUUGGAGAAUUACCUAAUUUACAGUCUCUUCGAGUACACUCAAACGACAUAACAACAGUUCCUGAUCUAUCUCAAUCACCGCAGUUAUUUUUACUCGAUAUCUCAAAUAACGAAUUAGCGCAUUUGGAUACAGAUUUAUGCCUAGCAAAACCCCUAAAACAUCUUGAUCUUACUUGUAACUACUUGUUACAAGUUGACACAAAUAAUAUUAGGCCAAAAAAACACGGACGAGCUGUCUCAGUCGUUAACGUUGGAAAUGAAUGCAACUCCCCAACGUAUCAUUUUGGCUUCUGUGAAUCGACAGGGCAUCGAAACAAGUAA